AGUGUUUGAAAUCUCCCUGGUGCGAUCUGUUGACUCGCCAUUUGCUGGAAGUUAUUUUGUUCACUGCUGUUGCUGUGUGUGUGUGUCUGUCUGUGUGGGGAGAUCGAGCUGUGCGGGAUUAGAGUGAGCGGUCCCCCACCUUGUUGUAACCAUGUCCCUAACCCGCUCCCUAACCCGCUCCGUGCCGAUUGGGAGCCGGUUGCUGUCCGCGGUCCGGGUUUUCUCCCCCUUUCCCCGGUCCAAAUCGGACGCCAGGUCCGCAGUGGAUCUCGGGAUCGACGCCGAACAACAGCCACCUCCCUUGGCGUUGAAAACCACUCGGGACAUUCCGGGUUGCGGGCUUCUCCGGAACAUCUACUGGUAUGUCUUGAAGGGCUACUACGAGAAGACACACGAACUCCAGGUUGUGCAGAAGAAGAAGUAUGGUCCCAUUUGGAAGACCAAACUUGGACCCAUCUCAGUCAUCAACGUGGCGAGCGCUGACCUGAUUGAAGCAAUUCUCCGUCAGGAGGGCAAGUACCCCAUCCGAGCCUACAUGCCCCACUGGCGGGAGUACAGGGAGUUGAGAGGCCACGCGUACGGACCCCUCUGCGAGUACGGCCAAGAAUGGUUUCACAUCCGCAGUAUGCUGAACCCCAAGAUGUUGAAGCCGAAGGAGGUGUCCAAUUACUCCCCAGCGAUCAGUGAGGUGGUGACGGAUUUUGUGAAGAGGAUCCAGUGGGUGAGGGAGACCCACGGUGGGGGACUGAUGGUGCACGAUAUCUCCAAAGAACUCUACAAGUUUGCAUUUGAAGGAAUCUGCACCAUCCUCUUUGAAACCAGGAUGGGAUGUCUGGAAGAGAAGAUCCCCGAGGAGACGCAGAAGUUCAUCGAGGCCGUCUUCGAGAUGUUCCGUUGCUCGGCCCUUGUGAUCAUUUAUCCGAAAGUGCUGUGGCCGUACGUCUCCCAUUGGAAGAAGUUUGUGGCUGCCUGGGACUACAUCUUUUACAUCACCGAGAAGCUGGUGAACAAGAAGAUGAAAGAGAUCCAAGAGAACCUGGAGAAUGGGAAGGAGGUGCACGGAGAGUAUCUCACUUAUCUACUAACCAACACCUCAAUGACGCCCAUAGACAUCUACGGCAGCCUGUCCGAGGUGCUGUUGGCUGCAGUGGACACAACGUCAAAUACAACUUCUUGGGUCCUGUACAAUCUGGCCAAAGAGCCGUCUAUUCAGCAGCAGCUGUAUGAAGAAGUGAACAGCGUUUGCCCAGGAGACCAGCUCCCAGCUGCAAAGGACUUUGGCCACAUGCCCCUUUUGAAAGCUGUGGUCAGGGAGACUCUACGGAUGUAUCCUGUGGUGCCAGGCAAUGCCCGCGUCAUAGUGGACAAGGAUAUUGUGGCUGGAGGAUAUUUCAUCCCGAAAAAUACCCUCUUCCACCUGUGCCACUACGCCGCGUGCCAGGAAGCCUUCGCCGACCCGGAGCGCUUCCGGCCGGAGCGAUGGCUCCGGAACAGAGGGGGCGAGGAGAAGCCGCACCCCUUCGCCUCCAUCCCCUUCGGGUUCGGCACCCGCACCUGCCUGGGCAAGCGGGUGGCGGAGCUGGAGAUGUACAGCAUGAUCUCACGACUGAUCAAGAACUUUGAGGUCCGACCCGACCCAGAGGGGAAAGUGGUGAUGGCCAAGACCAGGACUCUGCUCUUCCCUGGGAGUUCCAUCAACCUGCAGUUCAUCGACAGGGUGUGAAUGAGUUCAGACCCACCCUCCUCCCUGCUCUUCACCACCUUCCCCCCUCUCCCCACACACACAUCUUCCGUCUUAGCAACUCCCGUAGUGCCAAACUGUGGUCUGACUGUUGCGGUGGUACAGUGGUAGUGUGCCAACACUAACACUAUCCUACACGCACUAACACUAUCCUACACACACACACUAGAGACAAUCUACAACUUUUAACAAGCCAAUUAGCCGACAAACAGGCACGU
Amblyraja radiata (thorny skate) is the source of this 1959-nucleotide messenger RNA. It is a transcript of the gene cyp27a3, whose product is annotated as cytochrome P450 family 27 subfamily A member 3. Gene Ontology annotation, molecular function: iron ion binding; monooxygenase activity; oxidoreductase activity, acting on paired donors, with incorporation or reduction of molecular oxygen. Gene Ontology annotation, cellular component: mitochondrial inner membrane. The transcript is spliced from 9 exons. Lineage: Eukaryota; Metazoa; Chordata; Chondrichthyes; Rajiformes; Rajidae. Bases 152 to 1723 code for a protein of 523 amino acids. The record is from RefSeq and is a predicted model, not a curated record. Gene Ontology annotation, biological process: glucocorticoid biosynthetic process; cholesterol metabolic process; cortisol metabolic process.